This is a messenger RNA of Lymnaea stagnalis (great pond snail), 3605 nucleotides long. Lineage: Eukaryota; Metazoa; Mollusca; Gastropoda; Lymnaeidae. The record is from the annotation of a GenBank genome assembly.
CAUUUGAUUCCAUGCCUGAGACAAAAAGUCAAACCCCAGAUAUUGGAACCAGUGCACCAGAUUCUCUAUGCAACUUUGUACUGCCUGAUGAGGUCGGUGGUGUAGAUGGUCAAAGAGAUUUUACUCCAGAUGUGUUUACCCCUCCUUGUUCGAACCCAAGUUCAGGAAGUGCUUCGAUGGAGAGUAGUGUCCCUGCGUGGCUAGCGCAGGUGAAAUACUUUUUUUUUUUUUUUUUAACUGGUAUUUAAACAACAUUAUAACUUUCUCAAAGUCAACUUUGCUAUGAAGCAGGUUCAAUUUAAUUGUGUAUUUUCCUGAUGGGCUGUUGUAGAUUAAAUAAGACACGUCCUAUCAUAGUAUAAUGCAUACUGAGACUUACGGAAAGCGCACUUUUGCAUUUGCCGGCCCAACACUUUGGAACGCCCUUCCAGUGGCUCUCAGAAACAGCCAGACACUGGAGUCCUUUAAAACCGAUUUAAAAACACAUUUAUUUUGCAAACACCUUCUGGGGUGAUGCUAUCUACCAUCUUUUUUCUGUUAAUGUAUAUUGGCUUGUGUUGCUUAUGGUUGAAAUGGAAUGAAAGACUUUGACUUGGUAUGCUCGUGUGUGUAUUUUAUAUUGUUGCGUCUGUUUUUUAAAUGUGGUAAAUUUUAGAUUGUUUUUAUUUCUAUUUUUAAUAUGGUUGACUUAGUACAGGCUUCAAGCUUUUGGGGAUGAAGCGUAUUUUUCAAAUAAACUUUAUUAUUAUUAUUAUUAUUAUUAUUUAGCCAUAAAAUCAAUUGGGCACCAAUAUUUUGUUAGAUAAUUUAAGAUUUUUGUUGAAUAGCAUUUAUUUCAAAAUAUGAAAAAAAACUGACUCAACACUCUCGUAAAAUUUUUGGAAAAUUUUGCAAAUUUUAUAUUUUGUAUUAAUCUACCAACCUAUUUUUUUGUUAUAAAAUAUGUGUAUUCAUAUGGCUAGAUGCUAUUUUCUUUCCAAAUAAUGAUGCAUUUGAGUGUGCUACAUCAGGGUCUCUACAUUUUUUAGUCCUUGGAACCUUUAAGUCAGAUGAAGGUCAUGUACCCCUUCUUAGAAAUUUUUAAAAUGCAUUUAAAUAAUUAAGAAAGGAAUUACAGCUCAUCAACCCUUGACACAAUUAGAAACAGAUGCCCAAGGGGUCCAUGGACAUGUACCACUGGUUAAGAAUCCCUGCUCUCGAUGUUAUUAGCUCUAAAAGAAACAAUUUUACCAAGGUCAGUCUACAGAAUGGUUUCAGCAACUGUGCAACAUUACACCUUUGAAAUGAUUCAGUUAAAAUAGUAUAACAAAAAAACAAAACUGAGUUGUUGUAUUUAUAAAUCUAUCUUACUUUUCAGGAGCUUCAAGAUGCAGAUUUUAUUCCCAUGCCAACCCCGUCACCAAAGGUGUGUGACAAGUCCAUGUUACCUCCUUUGCAAGUUCAUAAUGUCUUACCUGGCACGACAGUAGCACCUAAUUUAAAAGGUGCUGAUUUGAGACUUUAUAUUCCUUCAAAUGAGGUAAUCACACAAAAAAACAACUAACUUUUAGCAUAUACCCAAGUCCCGUUGAAUAAUUUAUCUCAUUAGUUAAAUAAAUAACUCCAUUUCAGUAUUUUUUUUUUUGGUUUUUGUUCUUUUCCCCCCCCCCCCCCAGCCAGCAGAAUCAAUGCAUUUUUUUAUCCACCUCUUUUACUGACAUGAAAAUGAGUGAGGGGUAGACACUUAAAUAAUUUAUGAGUAGUUUUUAAAGAAAAGUUGAGUAAAACUCUUAGGCUCUUAUUACUCAAUUUUAGUGCAAACAUUUUUUUUCAGACUCUUAUAUUCAAUUGUAGGGUGGACAUUUUGUCCUGAAAAGGACCAGAGGAUAUAUAUUUAUGACUUUGCUGUAGCUUUUUUUGUUUUUUUAUAUCCUUUAUAUUAUCUUCACUUUUGUUAUUGUGUUUCUUUCUGGCUGGGUGGCAAAAUCUUGGGAUGGAUAACUGACCCACUUCCUGUCAACCUAUGGAGCUGAAAUUUGGCACAUAGACUCCUUGCUGAUGACAAUACAUACCCUAAACACCCCCCCCCCAACUCCAAAAAAUUAGUUUACCCUGUUUUUCAAGGGGAAGAUUAAGGAAAUAUGAUGUCACUGAUUUCAUGAAAUUAAAUUCCUGAUAAUUGCACUAAAUGAGAUUCGUAAAAAUAUCACAAGUGCAUUUGGUAUGAUAUAUUUUCUUUGGUUUUUGUGAAAUAGUUGGUGAAAUAAAUCUGCGAUGUAAAGCGGGUGGAACAUUGAAAGAUUAAUUUAAAAUAAAAGAAUUAAAAAAAGGAUUUAUAUGAAAACUUUUUUUUUUUGGGAGGGUUGUUUAAUUUGAAAAUAUUUCUCUUGUUUGUUUUUAAAAAAAUAUAUAUUAGUAUUUUAAGCUGGAGUUAACUUAUCUUUUGAGUAUUUCUCUUUUUAUUUUAUUUUUAAAAACAACACGACAGCUUCAUUGAAUUCCUUUUAAUUGACACUCAUUAACACAUCAAUUACCGUAUUUUACGGACUAUAAGACGCACUUUUUUCUUUGAAAAUUUGCCUCCAUAAUUCAAGUGUGUCUUACACUUGAAAUUAAUAUAAAAAUGGUAAAAGUGUUAUUUUAACAAAAAAAAUUGCUUAAAAAUGAAGGUGCGUCUUAUAGUCUGUGGCAUCUUAUAAUCUGUAAAAUACGGUAUACCUUGAGAAAAGAACUGAAAACAUGUUGCAUAGAGGAAAUCAGUUCCUAGUGUUAAAAAGAAAAAUGACUGCAUUACUUAUCACAGAAAAAAACCCCCAAAAAACCCCACCUCUGCUCCUUUUUUCAGUUGGAAAAUAUUGCUCUGUUGAAUGCACGAAUUGUGAGACUAGAGGAAGAGAAUCAAGAGGUAUGAAACCUUCUUGUUGAUCUGCUAAUAUUAAGACUUUUUUUUUUGUUUCAAAAUGUAAAGAUGAAGUAGUGAGAUAAAAGGAGGGCCAUAUAAAUAAAUAAGAGGAUAUUUUUAUUACAAAUUAUUAUUUUCUUAUAUAUAUAUAUAUAUAUAUAUAUAUAUAUAUAUAUAUAUAUAUAUAUAUAUAUAUAUUAUAUAUACUUCAACAUACUGUUCUUUUCUGAAUGAAGUUUGUCUUUUUUAUACAGUUAAGCUGCUUUGGAUUUUUCAGUGACACUGUUAUGUGCACACAAAAAUCUAUCUUGAUAUAAAAAUAAUAUAUUUAAUAACAGCUUAAAUUUCCUGCCAAAGGAUCAAAUGUUUAAGCACUUAUGUUUAGCUUGCAGAAUUUAUUUAAUUCAAAAAGUAAAUUCAUCAAAGUAAAAAACAACAACAUUAUUUGUUUAAAAAUCUUUUACUAAUCAUUUCUGUAAUCCCCAGCUUAAAAGAACAGUUGCUGAACAAGCCAGGACUAUUCACAACUUACAACAGCAACUUUCUUGACAUCUUGAGAAUGACACACCAAUUAACUCUUUGAAAAAAAAAAGCAUGGUUAAACUUACUUAAAAUAUUCAAAAGGAAGAAGUCAUCAGCUUCUGACCCCGAAAUGAACAAAAGUAUGUUAACCCUACGUUUUGGUUGGACUGGGAUUGUCCUGGUUUAGCCAUGAAGCCCUGCC